UGGGAACCUCUCUUUGUCCCUUCUCAGAGUAACGCAGUGUAAAUACAAGAGGAUUGGCUGUCCGUGGCAGGGUCCAUACCACGAGUUGACCGUGCAUGAGUCCGAGUGCUGUCAUCCCACCAAGACCGGGAACGAGCUCAUGGAGAUCCUGGAUGAGAUGGACCAAAGCCACAAGAAGGAGAUGCAGUUGUACAACAGCAUCUUUGGCCUGCUUAGCUUUGAGAAGAUCGGAUACACAGAAGUCCAGUUCCGACCUUACAGAACAGAUGACUUCAUCACCCGCCUGUACUACGAGACGCCGCGCUUCACCGUGCUCAACCAGACCUGGGUGCUGAAGGCCCGUGUCAACGACUCCGAGAGGAACCCCAAUUUGUCUUGCAAGCGAACCCUCUCCUUCCAGCUCAUCCUAAAAAGCAAGAUCAACUCCCCAAUGGAGUGCUCAUUCCUGCUGCUGAAGGGCCCCUACGAUGACGUGAAGAUCCACCCGGUGAUCUACCACUUUGUGUUCACCAAUGAGAAUAAUGAGACGGAGUACGUGCCGCUGCCCAUCAUAGACUCUGUGGAGUGUAACAAAUUGCUGGCCGCCAAGAACAUCAACUUGCGGCUCUUUAUAUUCCAGAUCCAGAAGUGAACCACCGUACUUACCUCAGCCUUGCCCCUGUCCAGACCCUCCGGGUCACACGUGUCCGCAGCUGGAGAGUCGGCGAGGAGUUUGUGUUACUUUUUAAUCAGUUUGCUUUUAAUUACUUUGUAGUUUGCAUGUGUCUGCUAGAGACGUCUCCUGCAUCAGUUCCGGUCCCCUAAUCUUUCUUUCUUCCCUCCAGCUUUUCUGUUUGUCACGGUUUCUAUCAGUAUUUUUCGGUUUGAAGUGUUAGCUCUCUGUUCUGCCCGUGCCGGGUGGUGGAGAGGGAAGGUCUGCCGUGAGCCGUCUCCAAAGGUGGCGGUCUCUUCGGUUCUUGUUUGAUGACCCGGAUCUUGUAAUGCUGACUUCAUCAUGGCCGUCAUGGGUAAUGGGCGAAUAGGCCUGGAUGAAAGGCCACCACUGAAGGGUGGAGGACGCCAGUCAUGUCACACACGCCAGUCAUCCAGGACUCCUCCCCAACACAGUGUAGUCUAGGGGAUUCUGCAUGACACUGAUUUUCCCAGUCUCCGCCCCCUUAUCUCACUCCACAGGCUAUGUUACAGCUAAGCUCCGCCCAUGAUCUUACUCCACAGGCUAUGUUACAGCUAAGCUCCGCCCAUUAUCUCACUCCACAGGCUGUUACAGCUAAGCCCCGCCCAUGGUAGGGAGCAUUUAUCAGAUGUCGGCUGGAAAUGAUGCUUCAUGGGACUAGCUCGUAAGAAUCGACCUAUACAUUCCCAGCCGGAUCCCUCUCUGCUGUCUUAACUCGAGGUGGGGGAGGUGUCCUCGUGCCAGACUAUCUGGUGACCGGCGGGCUCCUUUAAGGGGAUGCGUAUAGAGCGCAGUCUGCAGUGGGUGGAGAUGAGCGUUACUGUAGGUAACACGGGUUCAAGAUGGCGGAGAGAAUGUUACAGCUUGAGAUGGAGGUGGCUGGACAGCAGUUUAGUAGAUCUAAUGAUGGUGAUUUAACCCCUGCAGGGACAUAGCCUUCUAGACGUCCACGUGUCUGCACUUCCUGCCCAGGCUGUUGUGCGCCGCCAUGUUAUCUCUGUCUAUCAGUCUGUCAUCACGCUGCCUUGCUCCUGGAGCCUCAUUCUGUUAGUUUUAAUUAGUUGUGAGUAUAAAUGUCCCAGGGCUGGAUCGUGCCCCAGAUGGUGGGCAGAAGGUCUGGCCUCAGGGUCUCGGCCUCUGUAUGUUUUAUUUUAUUUUUGGCUGAUAAAUAAUAAAAAUGGUUCCUCAAACCAC
Messenger RNA from Bufo gargarizans (Asiatic toad), 1867 nucleotides. RefSeq names its product cysteine and histidine rich 1 (gene ZFTRAF1). The record is from RefSeq and is a predicted model, not a curated record. Lineage: Eukaryota; Metazoa; Chordata; Amphibia; Anura; Bufonidae. The transcript is spliced from 2 exons. The coding region runs from base 140 to 631 and encodes 163 amino acids. Gene Ontology annotation, cellular component: nucleus.